AUGGCCCUCCCCGACGAUGAUGCUGCGCAAAGGGAAGAGCAACUCAAGUCCGCGCUCUGGUACUCCCUCGGCCAGUACAUUGACGAUGAAUGCCUACGCCAGAACUGGAACGUGACGCCCCAAUUCAUCGGCGCGCUGACCGAGAUGGUGUUUGCGCAGAUAGCAACAACAGCGAAAGACCUUGAGACCUUCGCCGCCCAUGCCGGCCGCACUACUAUCAACACGAGCGACGUGCUGCUCCUCGCACGCCGGAACGACGGCCUAGAGAGCGUCCUCAAGACGUUCGUCGACGAACACCGGGCUGCGAAUGGUACCAGCGGCGGCGGAGCUGGUGCACCGCGCGCAAGAGCCGCAGCUCCUAGCACCAGAGGAAAGAGCGUACGGGGGCGUGGGCGUGGGCGAGGGCGGGGGAAGUCAUGA
Molecule: messenger RNA, 420 nt
Organism: Coniosporium apollinis CBS 100218
Lineage: Eukaryota; Fungi; Ascomycota; Dothideomycetes
Exons: 3
Coding region: 1-420 (139 amino acids)
Biological process (GO): replication fork processing; resolution of meiotic recombination intermediates
Cellular component (GO): FANCM-MHF complex; Fanconi anaemia nuclear complex
Molecular function (GO): chromatin binding; protein heterodimerization activity
Source: RefSeq, a predicted model, not a curated record